AUGAAGUGCAUCGCUGUAGUCAUGAUGAGCUUGGCCGUUGUUGCCUCGGGAGCCGUCACCUAUUCCGUCCCAUUGGCUUACUCCUCAGCUACCGUCGUACAGCAGAACGUGGUCCCACGAUAUGCCUACGCCGCUGCCCCCGUGACCUACGCCGCUGCCCCCGUGUCCUACGCCGCUGCCCCCGUAACCUACGCCGCUGCUCCAGUUACCUAUGCCGCCGCUCCCGUCACCUACGCUGCCGCCCCAGUUACCUACGCAGCUGCCCCACAAACCACGGUUGUUCAGGCUAACGUUGUUCCGAAGUACGCUGCCCCGGUUGCCUACGCCGCUCCAGUUGUGACCGGAGCUGUGGCCUACAGCUCGGAUGACUCCACCGUCGUCGAAGCCGCUCCAGUCCAGGCCGUUCAGGCUGCCGUCGUCGCUCAACCCGCUGUGGCCGUCGUCGCCCAGAAGGAAGCCCGCUAUCUGGCCGUCAACCGAGGAGCCGUCCAUGAUGCUCCCCUGGAUGGACACACCGUGUCGCAGCAGUCGCUGAAUCUGGAACCCGCUGCCGGAACCGUCUAA
This is a messenger RNA of Sabethes cyaneus, 564 nucleotides long. RefSeq names its product cuticle protein 16.5-like. The transcript has 2 exons. The coding region runs from base 1 to 564 and encodes 187 amino acids. NCBI's taxonomy places the organism in Eukaryota, Metazoa, Arthropoda, Insecta, Diptera, Culicidae. The record is from RefSeq and is a predicted model, not a curated record.